Molecule: messenger RNA, 2346 nt
Organism: Tachysurus vachellii
Lineage: Eukaryota; Metazoa; Chordata; Actinopteri; Siluriformes; Bagridae
Gene: tob1a
Product: transducer of ERBB2, 1a
Exons: 2
Coding region: 413-1393 (326 amino acids)
Biological process (GO): regulation of gene expression
Cellular component (GO): cytoplasm; nucleus
Molecular function (GO): transcription corepressor activity
Source: RefSeq, a predicted model, not a curated record
UUGUAAAAACACCCGGGUAUCGAGGGUGGAAAGGCGCUUUAACGAAGGUUAAACGGAAGCAAACUUUACGUCAAAAAAAAAAAAAAAAACCCAACAAAAAAAACUGGAAUAUUAUUAUUAUUAUUUUUUAUUUUUUUACGUUCACUUUGCUUAAUGUGAAGAAAAAAAUAUUUAUAUCUUUAGUUUUCUAUUUGCACUAGUUAACGGUACUUCGACUGCUGCGAAGCGUGCUUUUUUUUACGACAGAACUGGAUCACUCAUCUGUGGAAGGAGACGUUUCCUCUGCAACCAGCACUUUUGUUCCUUUGCCUGGCUUCAGCUGAUCCUUGUAUUGUGCAAGGCUUGAUACCACGUGAGAUUUCAAGCAGCUUCUGGAAAUACUAAUAUUUUGCACCUGGCCAGUUUAGCAGCUAUGCAGCUUGAAAUCCAAGUAGCACUCAACUUUAUCAUUUCUUACUUGUACAAUAAGCUGCCACGGCGUCGUGUCAACAUUUUUGGCGAGGAGCUGGAACGGCAGCUGAAACAGAAGUACGAGGGACACUGGUACCCGGACAAGCCAUACAAAGGAUCUGGGUUCCGCUGUAUUCACGUUGGGGAGAAAGUGGACCCGGUCGUUGAGCAAGCAGCCAAAGAGAGUGGGUUGGACAUCGAAGAUGUACGCAACAACCUGCCUCAGGAUCUCAGCGUUUGGAUCGAUCCUUUUGAGGUAUCUUAUCAGAUUGGGGAAAAAGGACCGGUCAAGGUGCUCUAUAUGGAUGAUAGCAAUGAGAAUGGGCUGGAGUUGGACAAAGAGAUCAAGAACAGCUUUAACCCUGAGGCCCAGGUCUUCAUGCCAAUCACUGAGCCUGUCGGACCUUCACCCACAUCCAGCUCACCAUCUCCACCCUUCGGCCAGUCGGCCGCUGUCAGCCCCACCUUCAUGCCCCGCUCCACCCAGCCUUUAACCUUUACCACCGCCACAUUUGCUGCCACCAAAUUCGGCUCCACCAAGAUGAAGAGUAGUGGUCGCAAUGGCAACAAGGUGUCACGGAGCUCCCCCACCAACUUGGGCUUGAAUGUGAACAACCUCCUGAAGCAGAAAGCCAUCUCCACUUCGAUGCACUCACUCUAUGGCCUUGGGUUGAACGGACAGCAGCAGAAGACAUCGGCCCUUUCCCCAAAUGCCAAGGAGUUCGUGUUCCCCAGCCUCCAGGGCCAGGGCAGUGCAAGUGCAAUGUUCCCAGGAGAGAGCUCACUUGGCCUGAAUCUCAGCCCUCUCCAAUACAGUAAUGCCUUUGAUGUGUUCACCACCUAUGGGGGCCUGAAUGAGAAGUCCCUGAUGGAUGGCCUAAACUUCAGCUUGAGCAACAUGCAGUAUUCUAACCAGCAAUUCCAGCCAGUAAUGGCCAACUAGGAAACAAAGAUGCUACUAAAAUGACCAGAGAUAUGUGACUGGGGAUUGGAUGGGGGUGCUUAUUUUCUAAAAUUCUGAAAAAGUGGAAAAAAAAAAAUAGAAAAGUGCAAAAAAAAAAAAAAAAAAGAAAAAGGAAAAGCUUACAUGUUAACUGUACAGUCCCAGUGUACAAGUCAAAGAGCAUGGGCCCGAGGGUGAAAUACUUUGCCCCCUUGAGUUUUUUUUUUUAUUUCUUUUGUUAUUCUUUAUUUGUUUUGUUUUUUAUGAUGAAGCUUGUAAUACUCUAUGUCCAAGCUUGGUUACCUAAACUCAACAUUAUAUUGUUUUUUUUUUUUUUUUUUUGCCAACCAAGCACAAAAUUAUUUUUUAUUGACUGUUUUAAGAAAACUCUAUGAGGAAUUUAAACACAAGUCAUGGCCUCUUACAGUAUUUAAGAUAUAGCUGGACAGCCAAUUUUCAAAGGAUUGGCAUAAAUACUAAGUGGAAAUUUCCUGGUCUUUUUUCUAAUUGUAUAAUUUAAUUUAGUACAGAGUUUGUAAAAUAUCAGAGUAUAUAUUGUUUCUACAACAUGGUAUUGCAUUUAUAUCUUUUUACUACUCCAGUGAUCUGUGAUGGCUGCAGCAGCUUUUGUGUUAUUUCUUUUUUUAUUAAAAUUGUGAAAUGAAUCCAUCUUUAAAAACAUUGACUAUUCUGAGGAUUGUGUACAGAAUAUUCCGUAGUGGUGGGAUUCAAGAAUAUUUGCUUUUUUGGAAAAAAGAAACAAGAGUUGUAUUUUCUGUUAAAAGUUAAGAUUUUUGCUAUAUUAUGACAAAAUGUAAUCGUAUAUUAAUUUUGUACCUACAUCGUGCAAUACUUGAUAAAAACACACGGUAUAACAAAAGUAUUGAGUCAGUGUCUUACAUGUUAAGAGGGACUGAGAGUUUAUUAAGUUUGUAUUAAAAGUCUUGAAAAUA